CUGUCAAAAUAAUUGAUACAAAUUUGGUCAUUCACUUUGUAUUAUAUUUUUUCAUUUUGUAUUUUAUCAGUGUCGUUAGAUUGAUUUGAAUUCACCAUGGAGCCUUAUGAUGUUAUGGUCAACCAGCCCGUCGUGAUAGAUAAUGGCUCCGGUGUGAUUAAAGCUGGUUUUGCUGGUGACCAAACCCCAAAAUGCCGAUUUCCAAAUUACAUUGGACGACCAAAACAUGUAAGAGUGAUGGCUGGUGCAUUAGAAGGGGACUUAUUUGUGGGGCCAAAGGCUGAGGAGCAUCGAGGUUUAUUGUCUAUAAAGUAUCCCAUGGAGCACGGAAUUGUAACAGAUUGGAAUGACAUGGAAAGGAUAUGGUCGUACAUUUAUAGUAAAGAUCAGUUAUCAACGUUUUCUGAAGAGCAUCCAGUCUUGUUAACUGAGGCUCCUUUAAAUCCUCGUAAAAAUUUAGAAAGAUCUGCUGAAGUUUUUUUUGAAACUUUUAAUGUCCCCGCCUUGUUUGUGUCUAUGCAAGCUGUUCUCAGUCUUUAUGCAACUGGAAGAACUACGGGUGUCGUUUUAGAUUCAGGUGAUGGAGUCACACAUUCUGUGCCUAUCUAUGAAGGCUUUGCACUCCCUCAUAAUAUUAUGAGGAUUGAUACGGCAGGCCGAGAUGUUACUAAGUAUCUUAAACUACUUCUUAGAAAAGAAGGUGUGAACUUCAGGACAACAUCAGAGUUUGAAAUUGUACGCAGCAUUAAAGAAAAAGCCUGCUACUUAGCUAGUAAUCCUCAAAAGGAAGAAAGUGUAGACACAGAAAAAAUUCAAUAUGUUCUUCCUGAUGGUUAUCCAUUAGAUAUUGGUCCAGCUAGAUUUAGAGCUCCAGAAGUUUUAUUCAGACCUGAUCUAAUCGGUGAAGAAAGUGAAGGAUUGCAUGAAGUUCUUUUAUAUUCUAUCGAAAAAGCUGAACGAGAUUUGAGGAAAGUAUUGUUUCAAAACAUUGUUUUAUCAGGUGGUUCUACUCUAUUUAAAGGCUUUGGUGACAGACUGUUGUCAGAAAUUCGAAAACAAGUACCAAAAGAUAUGAAGAUUAAAAUUUCUGCUCCACAAGAGCGUUUAUAUUCCACCUGGAUAGGAGGUUCCAUUUUAGCUUCAUUAGAUACAUUUAAGAAAAUGUGGGUUUCUAAGAAAGAGUAUGAUGAAGAUGGCCAAAGAGCUGUACAUAGAAAAACUUUCUAAUUAAUAUGCAUUUGACUUCUCAACUCAGCUAAUUAUUUAAAGGUAAUUUUAAAAUGCUACAUUAAUA
Molecule: messenger RNA, 1294 nt
Organism: Ctenocephalides felis (cat flea)
Lineage: Eukaryota; Metazoa; Arthropoda; Insecta; Siphonaptera; Pulicidae
Gene: Arp1
Product: actin-related protein 1
Exons: 1
Coding region: 97-1227 (376 amino acids)
Source: RefSeq, a predicted model, not a curated record